AUGUCUCCCCCUCGUAUCCUGGUCAUCGGCGCCGGCUCCCGUGGCCAUGCCUAUGCCCGCGCCGUGACCGCCAACGCCAACAUCAACGCUGUCAUAGCCGCCGUUGCCGAACCUUCACCCUUCAAGCGUGCCCACUUUGGCCGCACUUAUAUCUGGGGUCCCGACGGUGAGCCGCAAGAACAAGAAGGCCAGGUCUUUGCCGGCUGGGAGGAGUUCCUCGAGUACGAGACGCGCCGUCGCGAACUCGCCUCCUCACAGGCCGUCCCCCCAGGCGUCGACGCCGCCUUCAUCUGCGUCCUCGACGAGAUGCACCGCGACGUCGUCGUCGGUCUCGCCCCGCUAGGUCUGCACCUCAUGUGCGAGAAACCCCUGGCCACUAACCUCGCCGACUGCCUCGCCAUCUACGACGCCCUCUCCCCGCCAACGCAACAACAACAACAACAACAACAACAACAACAGCAACAGCAACAACCAACCUCAACAGGCCACCGCCCCACGACGCCCAGCAAUGCCCUCUUCUCCAUCGGCCACGUCCUCCGCUACAGCCCCCACAACGUCUUCCUCCGCCGCCUGCUCCUCCACGACCGCGCCAUAGGCGACGUCCUCUCCGUCGAGCACACCGAGCCCGUCGGCUGGUGGCACUUCGCCCACUCGUACGUCCGCGGCCACUGGCGCCGCGAGUCGUCCACCGCCCCGAGCCUCCUCACCAAGAGCUGCCACGACAUCGACCUGCUCCUCUGGCUCCUCUCCGCCCCGCCUGACGCCGCAGCAGCCGGCUUCCACCUCCCCUCCACCGUCUCCUCCACCGGCGCCCUCCUCGCCUACCGCAAAGCCCGCAAACCCGCCGCCGCCGGCCCCGCCACCAACUGCAUGCGCUGCCCGCUCGGCGACCAGGGCUGCAAGUACUCCGCCAAGAACAUCUACCUGGGGCCCCACCUCCAGGGCCUCGCCAGCGGGAACACGGGCUGGCCCGUCAAGGUUGUGUUGCCGGAGAUCGAAGACAUGCCGCAUGUCAUGAGCGCCGACGCGGCCCGGGAGGCCCUCGAGACGCGGCUUGCGGAGGACUACGAUGCCGAAACCACGCCCGAUGCCGAAAUCGCCGCGCGCCCUUGGUUUGGCCGCUGCGUGUUCGAGGCUGAUAACGAUGUGUGCGACGACCAGUUCGUUACACUGACCUGGGACGACGACGACGCGGACGAGCAAAAGGACGAAAAUGAGGGAGGGACGAAGGGGAGGAAGAAACUGGCCAAGCAGGCCACGCUGCACAUGGCGGCGUCUACCAAGAAGAUCUGCGAGCGAUACACCCACGUCUACGGGACGGACGGGGAGGUGUACGCCGAUUCCCGCACCAUCACGGUCGAGGACUUUGUCACGGGCGAAACGAAGACGUACCACCCCAAGCAGGAGGACUCGGGCCACGGCGGUGGCGACCUCGGUCUGGCCAGGCAGUUUGUGGCCGCCGUCGACAAGGUCAAGAACGAGGGGUGGGACGUGGCGAGGGCGCAGGCUGGGUUCAUCGGCUGCUCGUUGGAGGAGGUGAUCCGGAGUCACGCCCUGGUCUUCGCGGCUGAGGAGGCGAGGAGGGAGGGGAAGGUUGUCAAGUGGGCCGAGUGGUGGGAGCGAGUUGUUUCGACGAGGGAGGCAACGUAG
Molecule: messenger RNA, 1650 nt
Organism: Sodiomyces alkalinus F11
Lineage: Eukaryota; Fungi; Ascomycota; Sordariomycetes; Glomerellales; Plectosphaerellaceae
Product: NAD(P)-binding protein
Exons: 1
Coding region: 1-1650 (549 amino acids)
Molecular function (GO): nucleotide binding
Source: RefSeq, a predicted model, not a curated record